GAUAAAUGUCAAGUGUGGUUUCCGAAUGAUUUGACUGGAAAUCAGUUACAAGAAAGUUAAAUAAUGAACACGGGCAGCUUUUAAAGACAAAUGUUUUCCCUCGUGUCAUGAAAUGGUCUUGUCACGUAUAACACGUCCCGAGUGAGGCAAUAGGAAGUAAACUCCAGCAAUCGAGUUUAUCGGUCAUUGGAUGAAUCAUAUCAGAAUGGGAACGUGUAACUCUGGUAGUCGUCAGUUGAGUGGAAGUGACGGCAGUUUUAAACGUCAAUUUCCUGACAUUCAUCUGUUGUGUAAAGUACUGGAGACUACAAGCCUUUCUCCUGAAGGAUAAUUAAAACAAAUCAGCAGUACUUGUUGCUACGGUAUGGCUGGUGGGACAAGAACAGCGAAACUGUUACUCUGUCUGAUCGUUUUGCUGACUGACAUUGAGGGAGCCAUUUCAAGAUCUGCAGCGCAAAGAUGUUUUUGCGGAGUGACUGGAAGCCUGGACGACUGUACCUGUGACGUCGAAACAAUCGACUCUUUUAACAACAAGCAGUUAUUCCCAAAACUUCAAAAACUCCUCACAACAGACUAUUUCAGGUUUUACAAGGUGAAUCUUAAUAAGCCUUGCCCUUUUUGGACAGACAAUAGCCACUGUGGACUUAGAGACUGUGCAGUGGAACCAUGCACACUGAAUGAGGUGCCUGAUGGGAUUAGGUCAGGCAGCCAUAAGUAUCCAUCUGAAGCCAGUGAGGAUGCUGAGGAGUGUGAGAGAGCGGAGAAACUGGGCGCUGUCAACAGCUCUCUCAGUGAGGAGACCCAGAGGGCCCUGCGUGACUGGAACACAUACGAUGAUGAGGAAGACCGUUUCUGCAUGGUUGAUGAUGAGGAAUCUCCUGACUCGGACUAUGUGGAUCUUCUGCUCAACCCGGAGCGCUUCACUGGGUACAAAGGCCCCGAAGCCUGGCAGAUCUGGAACAGCAUUUAUGAAGAAAACUGUUUCAAGCCAUUAACUGUGAAUCGACCCCUAAAUCCUCUGGCAACAUACAGUGGGGGAAAUGAAGGAAGGGGCUUUUACAACUGGCUGGAGGGCCUGUGUGUGGAGAAGAGAGCUUUUUUCCGCCUCGUCUCGGGUCUUCACUCAAGCAUAAACAUACAUCUGAGUGCCAGGUACCUUCUGGAAGAUAGCUGGUUUGGGAAAAAGUGGGGUCACAACAUCUCAGAGUUCCAGCAGCGCUUUGACGAGAAGUUGACCAAAGGGGAGGGUCCGAAGAGGCUUCGCAACCUCUACUUCCUGUACCUGAUCGAGCUGCGGGCCCUGGCCAAAGUCCUUCCUUUCUUCCAGCAGCCCUCUUUUCAGCUGUACUCGGGCCAGGCCGCACAAGACCAGGAGAACAAAGAGCUGCUGCUGGAGCUCCUCCAUGUGGCCAAGUCUUUCCCACUACAUUUUGAUGAAACCUUGCUAUUUGCUGGAAAUAAAAAAGAAGCUGCCAAAUUAAAAGAGGACUUCAAACUGACAUUUAAAAACAUCUCUAGAAUAAUGGACUGUGUGGGUUGUUUCAAGUGCAGGCUCUGGGGCAAAGUACAGACUCAGGGCCUUGGCACAGCGCUGAAGAUCCUUUUCUCCGGGCGACAGAUCGAAAGCCUGCCCAAGUCCCCGGGAGCCCAGCUCCCAUUCCAGCUCACCAGACAGGAGAUAGUGGCUCUCUUCAAUGCUUUUGGGAGAAUCUCAACCAGUGUAAGGGAGUUGGAGAAUUUCCGGUCACUGCUGUCGAAAGUCCAUGUUGACUUGUGAUGAGAAGUCACAUGCACUGGUAGAUCUGCCCAAGUAUCCUAGCAAAGGCACACUCCAUCCGGCAUGCAAACACAGGGACACUGGAUCUGCUACAGCAGCUCAUGUAUUUCAUUUUCAUAUGCGUCUCGUGCGUGUAAUGCUCUGUUAUGUGAUACAGGUGUGAGAUCGUUAUACAUCAUGAUGGAGUAUACUAUUUUCACACCUGGAAUGUAAAAGGUGUGUUUCUGAAAUACACAAGAGCUGUUUUCAAAGCAGAAUGUCAGUCAGUUUAACUGUCCAGAAUGCUUAGGCCAUAUUAACAGUACUUACUCACUCAAACCAAACAGUAAUAUAACAGCCUACAUGAGUCAUUUCGACUGGCAUUGCUAAAUUGGCUGCAUUUUACAUUGAAAAUAUAAGCAAGCACUGAAUUGCACAAAUAGUGCAUACUUAUCUCAGGGUUACGGAGUGCACUUAUUGAAAGUAAUUUGUUUUGUAGUUGCUGCACUUAAAUUUAAUUCGUAUUGAAAUGGAGGUGAAAUGAUGUGUUCAAAUUAAUGCAAUUCCAUUAAACCUUGCCAUUACGAAUCCAGUUGUUGAAUGCUCUUUGUUUUCCUCAUGCAGUUUUUGUACUUGAAUUUUAAAUGUUGCUAAAAUAGUGAUGGAAUUGUGUGCAUUAAAAAGAGAAUUUCCAAAAA
This is a messenger RNA of Clupea harengus (Atlantic herring), 2454 nucleotides long. It is a transcript of the gene ero1a, whose product is annotated as endoplasmic reticulum oxidoreductase 1 alpha. Gene Ontology annotation, biological process: protein folding in endoplasmic reticulum. Gene Ontology annotation, cellular component: endoplasmic reticulum membrane; endoplasmic reticulum. The record is from RefSeq and is a predicted model, not a curated record. Gene Ontology annotation, molecular function: protein-disulfide reductase activity; thiol oxidase activity; FAD binding. NCBI's taxonomy places the organism in Eukaryota, Metazoa, Chordata, Actinopteri, Clupeiformes, Clupeidae.